CCGUUCGACUAUGAAAUUCAGCAUCGAUCAUUCCGUUCAUAUUCAUCCUUCACCGCCUUUCAAAUUUCACCGCCUUUCAAAUUUCACUGCUGCGCCCGUUGCAAGGUCAUCUGACACCCUGAUAGUUCCCCUGCGAUGCCAACCCUGCCCCAUUCUUCCCGUCUUCUGGACUGCGGAUGAUCGAUGAAACACAGCAACGGCGCGCGCGCAAGCGUGGAGUCCUGUGUGGAACCUCCCUUCAUGCGCGCAU
Messenger RNA from Laetiporus sulphureus 93-53, 250 nucleotides. RefSeq lists its product as uncharacterized. The coding region runs from base 11 to 187 and encodes 58 amino acids. Lineage: Eukaryota; Fungi; Basidiomycota; Agaricomycetes; Polyporales; Laetiporaceae. The record is from RefSeq and is a predicted model, not a curated record. The transcript has a single exon.